CGUGACACGUCUAUAUAAACAGCACCGCCAACUCCGAUUCCGGAUCAGAAAUCGCAAACGAGAGCAACUGUUGAAGAAGAACGGAAAAAAGAAGGAAAAAAAUUAAUGAGUUCGGCGGCAAAAGCUUGGGUGGUGGCGGCGAGCGUGGGAGUGGUGGAAGCGCUGAAGGACCAAGGGAUAUGCAGGUGGAAUCACGCCAUAAGAUCGGCGCAGCAGUACGCCAAGAGCCGCGUCAGGCCUCUUUCUCAGGCCAAGAAGUUGUCGCCGUCGUCUUCCGCCGUCGUCUCCGGCCGCCACCACAAUAAGUCGGAGGAAUCUCUGAGAAUGGUCAUGUAUUUAAGCUGCUGGGGUCCCAAUUGAGCCCCCUCAUCAAGUACAUGAAUCGGCAAAUUUUAGUCAGAAUCCUUUUUUUUUUUUUUGCGGGGGCUGAAACUUGUAAAUAUUUCUGUGUUUAAAUGAAUUUGAUAUGGACAAUUGCCCUUGUGUUAUUUAUCAAGUAUUCCUCUGUUCAAUCCUUUCCCGAUAUCUCUCUUU
Molecule: messenger RNA, 534 nt
Organism: Momordica charantia (bitter melon)
Lineage: Eukaryota; Viridiplantae; Streptophyta; Magnoliopsida; Cucurbitales; Cucurbitaceae
Source: RefSeq, a predicted model, not a curated record